GCGGGAUUAGGCUACUCGCAGCCGACCGGUGAGAAUGAGGACGCCGAGAUAACGAGCUCAUCCUCGGCUAUUGGUCCUCUUGAGUCGUCGAAGGUCUCCGGGAAAAUGUCUACGAUGCGUCCGUACCGUGAAACCAGGAGCUAACGGCUGCUCGAACCUCGACCGUUGGAUGCUAAGUCUAAAAGUUUUCUUUCUUUCGGACUGUUGUUUGUGAGCUGCAGGGAUAAACCACCGAGGCGGACAGGUGUCCUCCUCUCAAGUCACCACCCCGUCUCCCCUCUCCAUCCCCCGCUACGCUGUAAUACGACCGGGGCUUGGAGUUUGACUUUUUCUUUUUUGUACGAAACUAGACUUUUCUGAACCAUGUUGUGGACAAGUUGGCUCGUCCUGCUGCUCUGCUGGGGAGCCACAAGCGGCGAGCAGCAGGCGGAUGAGAGUGACGGGACCCCGGCUAAGGCCCGGGCGGACCCCCCCCGACAGCGGUCCCCUCCACCGGUGGAGCCGUUGGAUUUUGGGUUUGUACCGGCGGCGGUUUAUGAUACCCACGCUUACUACGAGCCGGGGCCCAUAGGGAUCCUCUUCCACAUGGUCCACGCGUUUCUCUACGCUAUUCAACCAAACCCCUUUCCCAAAGAUAUGAUUGUUAAAGUCAUUCAACAAAACAUGGGAGGAAUCAAAAUAGAAGAAUGGAGAAAGCCAGAUAAUGUGGUCCUGUUACUACAGUGGAUCUACUACGAGGUCGGAUUCCUCACAUGUGCGACCAUCGGUAUCACGUUCGUGGUCCUCAUCCCCAUCAUAGGGAUGUGUUUCUGUGUGUGUCGAUGCUGUGAGAACUGCGGCGGGGAGAUGCACCAGAGACAGAGAAAGAACGCCGACUGUCAGAGAGGUUUCUACACUGCCUCGCUCGUCGCCACCUCCAUCUUCAUCACUUUGGGAGUACUCAUUGCCUAUGCUGCGAACCAUAAUGUCACCACCCAGAUUAAGAGCACUCGGCGGCUCAUCAACACCAAUAUGAGAGACCUGAAGACAUUUGCUAACAACACACCUGCGCAAGUUCAAUACCUGACAGCCCAGUACACCACAGCAAAGAACAAAGUCCUGUCAGACCUCGACAACAUUGGACCUCUGCUGGGUGGGAGGAUCCACAGUCAGCUGGAGAAAGAGGUGGUUCCCUCGCUGGACACUGCGCUGCGUAUGGCAGGAGCAAAAGUUGAGAAUGCCAUCAAAGCCAUGCGGGAGACCAAAGAGGCCCUAGAGAACGUCAGCUCCUCCUUGGAGGUUCUUCAGGAGGGGACGGCGAAACUUCAGGCCAGUCUGUCAGGGGAGCGUGCCUCUCUGUCCAACACCUUAUCAGACCCUGCUUGCACUAAUGGAGCUGUGUCCCACACCUGCAACACCAUCCGCUCCACGCUAUCCCAGCUGGGAAUCAACGCUGACUUCUCCGAGCUGCCAGAUGUCAGUCAUGCUUUGGCCAAUAUCAAUACUGUCCUGAAAACAGACCUCAGCAACAUUGUACAAAAGGGUUACUCAUCCUUUAAUGAUACGCCAAAACUGGUUCAUGAACAAACUAAAAACAUUGUCUCAGCUCUACCUCGAGUAAAAGGUAUGCUGGAUAAGGUUGGCACAGAGAUCAACAGCUUCUCCAAGAUGUUCCCAGUGGAAGCGUCUCUGGUCAAUUUCACUAAUUUCCUCAACCAAGGACAGAAAAACAUUGAGUCCUAUUACCCACAGGUUGACCAAUUGGAUUUCUACAGGUGGAUCGGGUGUGUGGCAGCGCUCUGCAUGGUCGUCCUGGUCCUAGCCUUCAACACUCUCGGACUGCUGUGCGGUGCCUGCGGCUACGACAAGCAAGCUACACCAACAACACGAGGCUGCCUAUCAAACACCGGCGGCAACCUGCUAAUGGCUGGGGUGGGCUUCUCUUUUAUCUUCGCGUGGGUGCUGAUGGCCAUCGUGACCACCUUGUUUGUUGUUGGUGGCAACGUUGAGAAGUUGAUUUGUGAACCGCUGGCUAAUCGACAGCUAUUCAAGAUCAUAGAUACACCAUUCCUUGUUCAUCCCGCCAAGAAGAACUUCCUUCCUGGGAUGCUGUUUCAGAAUCCGAACAUUGACUUGACUUUGGGAAGCUUGUACAGGGACUGCCAUGAAAACAACGGCUUGUACCAUUCUCUGCAGCUGGAGACCAUGUUCAACAUUAACUCCUUCCUCAACAGAACUGUGUACAACAAGGAUCUGGCCAAAGUGUUUGAGAGUGUGCAGGUGGACCUGCAGGACAUCAUGCUGCUGGAGCAGGCCGGCAGAGACAACCUCAUGAACUUCGCCAACUCUGGAGUCGGAGAGAUCGACUAUGAAGCCUACCUGGCUGAGGUAAACAAGGGAGUCACUCUUGUGGAUCUCCUGUCCUUCUCCACUGACCUGGAGGCUCAGGCCGACCAACUGCCACGUGGUGCUCUGGAGAACGCACUGAAAGGACACGCCAGCAGUAUCAGGCAGAUUCACAGAGAUCAGGUGGUUCCCAUGCUGCAAGCAAUGAAAUAUGUCAGAGCGCGGAGUACACUGAGCCAGAGUAUCAAACAACUGCAGAGAAUGUCAAACGACCUGCCGGUCAAGGUCACGAAUAUCCUGAGUGCCAUCGAUGCAGCAGAGUACCUCAUCACUCAUAACGCCUCCCAUGUGGUGAAACGGGAAACGAAGGGCUACACACAGAGCUUGGAGGGUUACUUCAAACAGUACACAGAAUGGGUUAAAAACUCGUUGACUGCAGAGGUGGCCCAGUGUAAACCCAUCAGUAACAUUGUGGACAGUAUGGAGAUAGUAGCGUGCAGCUUCAUAGUUGAUUCAGUGAACACAUUCUGGUUUGGUCUGGGCGGCUGCUGUAUCCUUCUGAUCCCCAGUAUCAUCUUCUCCGUCAAACUGGCCAAGUAUUACCGAAGGAUGGACACAGAGGACGUCUUUGAAGAUGUGGGUAAUACAGGUAAUCAUGGUGAACACAUGUGUGAUAUCCACGGAGACCUCGCUGUGGUCAGCUCUCCCUAUUCCGACACUCUGACCCGGUUCCCUCGGGCCUCUGCUCCCCCGAGCUACUCCGACUGGUGAGCCAAAGCAACUCGUCGAUGAGCGGACAAGAGGGCUGGAACUGAUAUUUUCCUCGUGGAUCACUGGACUUUCCAGCUUUCCCAUUCAGAUCAUGUAAUCAAUGGACCAAAGGGAAGAACAACAACCAUCAGGGACUGUGUGGGGAGGGCGUCUCACUCCCCAGAACCCCUUCAAGCCAUUUGACAAGGACCUCAGAUGCCAGCCAACUGUAAUUUAUCUCUCAUGCACAUGCGUACUAGUCAGAGCAGUACCACAACAGUCCUUCUAGUGUUACGGUCACUGUACAUGAUCAACUAAUGUAUCCAAGCAAUGUUCCUGCAUAACUAGUUUAACCUGUAGAAAAUAAAUUUGUUUGUACUUACGUUAUCAGUUUUACCAUGGUGACACAAGUGUACAUUUUUUACGCUUUCAAAACUUUUGAAAGUUUUAUAUAUUUUUGUUAAUGUUUGUUUUAUAACACUUAAGUAGGUUUUAAUAGAAGUAGCUAUUUUCUUUAUUUUAUCUGUCAAUAUUUGUAAUGUAGCUUGCAUCAUUUUGGCUCAACAGGUUUGCAUCUUGUUGAGAGUUAGAGGAGAAGAUACCACUCUUGUGUCUUUUUGUUAAAUACCAGCCUGUUGGCUUAGUUUUGCAUGCAAGACAGUAACGAAGUGUCGCAAGUCUACAGCCAUGCUAGCAGUUGUGCUUUGAGCUAAAUGCUAACGUCAGCAUGCUAACAAGCUUACAAAGACAAUGCUCACAUGUUGAUGUUUAGUAGGAAUAAUGUUUACCAGGUUCAUCAUCUUAUACAUGCUAACAUUUGCUAAUUAGCAAUAAACAAAGUAUUUGGUCAUAAACCAAAGUAUUGGACAAAGUUUUGACCUGAUGAUGUCACUGGAUGAAAUGUCAGGGAUCUCCAACAUUAUUACAAUUCACCCUCUGGACACAGUAAAUAUCUGUAGUCAAUUUCAUUACAAUCCAAUAGUUGUCAAGACCAUACAUGUCUGUACAAAAUUUCAGAGAAUUCAUUAUUGCCAUCCAUAGAGAAAAUAAUAAUUUACGGGGGGGUUAUGCACCGGACUAUUUCUUGGCCGGAUUACUUAGUCUUUUUUACACUUUGUUUUUUUGUACAGAUUAAACAAACAAGAUAAAACAUGUUAAUUAUUGAGCUUCAGAGGUGCUGGUAUUUUGUUUCCUUUGGUCAGAGCCAGGCUAACUGGCGAGGCAAAUGGCCGUCCACCUAGAGCCAGGUGCUGUUUGAGGUUCCUGUUGCCGCUGUCACACUAAAUUCAUGCACUUGGGGAAAUGGUUGGGUCUCUGUAAAUUAUAGAGUAAAGUCUAGACCUACUCUAUCUGUAAAGUGUCCUGAGAUAACUUUGAAUUUGACACCAUCAAUAAAAUUGAAUUGAACUGUUUUCCCGUUUCCAGAAACCCCAUUUUUUUCAGGUCAUAUUCCCUGACCUAUGAGCUAUCCUGACCCUAACCACUCAAAAUGAAUGCCUAACCUCAACCAUCUGCCUAACCAUGUCGCUGCUAAGAUGGGCGUGGCUUGCCAAGAAAAGCAGUGGAAUUCAUAAUAAUUAACUGUAGCUGUCAUGGUUAGCAUACAGACAUGAGAGUGUAAUUGUUCUUCUCAGCUAACUCUCAGCAAGAAAGCGAAGAAAAAAAAAAUGUAUUCCCCAAAAUGUUGAACAAUUCCUUUAUACACUGAAGGUGGAAACUACCAGUUCUGUUUGGCUCCUGCCUGUCUAAAAUAAUGAAAUCCUUGAGACAUCAAGAGAUCAAUCCAAAGUUUAUCAUGGUCCAUUACUACAAGAGGCAAAAAGCUAAUACACACACACACACACACACACACACACACACACACACACACACAGUUUGUGGGGAGGGGUGCAAAUCUGUGAAUUAAAAACUUCAGUCAAGUG
Messenger RNA from Perca fluviatilis (European perch), 4997 nucleotides. It is a transcript of the gene prom1b, whose product is annotated as prominin 1 b. The record is from RefSeq and is a predicted model, not a curated record. The coding region runs from base 364 to 3096 and encodes 910 amino acids. Gene Ontology annotation, molecular function: cholesterol binding. Lineage: Eukaryota; Metazoa; Chordata; Actinopteri; Perciformes; Percidae. Gene Ontology annotation, cellular component: cell surface; cilium; microvillus. The transcript is spliced from 30 exons.